AUGAGGAGCGGUCAUCGGAUGGGCAAAACUGACAGUGAGGAGAGUGUCUCUGGUAUUCCAUGAGAAGGAAAUUAAAAUCAUUUCAGCCUAGCCUGUUUCAGGCAAUUAUUGACUCAUCCACCCCUUCACCUUUCCUUCUCUCUCUCUCUCCCUCCCUCUCUCCCCCUCUCUCUCACCUUUCUGCCUUCCACUCUUUCCCUGCAUCGUUUCACAUCAUGACCAAAAUGCCAAAUCCCCUGAAAUACCUAUCCAUGCUCCCUCAACAUCUCAGCAGCGGAUCGGCAUAUACGAAUCCCUGACGUCCAUAAUGUCCAAACUAUCCGAAUCCUCCAAUAUCCGAGAUGUCCUCUAAAAGGGAAUUGAGUAUAUUGGGUUAGAAGAGGGUAGGCUCAUGGAAUACAGGGAUGCCCUCCACGAAAUUAGAGGGAGUGGCAUCGACGAAGCAGAAUUCCAGAAAGAGCUCGAAACCGCCGUCGAAGACAGCGUGCCGCCCAACGAGCUUAUCUGGGCCUGGCAGAAGGGGGAGUCCGCCAUGAUCCAGGACAUGGAGGACGAAAUUGAGAAUAUCAAGAGAGAGACGAAUGUGUCUGAGGUUGAGGUCUACGAGAGAGCGUUUACGAACUGUGUUAUUUCCAGAUUUCUGGGUCCAGCCAAACAGGGUAACAGCGCUGUGUCAAAGCCCGAACAAGAAAUCUUUCGACGACUGGUUCUUGAUCACUAUGGCGUUAUCCGUAGCGAUGGCAGCUUCAAGACCGCAUACUGUCAUCUUGUCCAUUGGGAUGAUCCACGGGACGUGAGAGUCGCUCAGUUGGUUCCCAGGCAGCUGGCAGGAAUUGCUAUCUCCUUGCUUUUUGUGGUGGAAGAGAUAGACCUGACGAACCCGCGGAAUGGCAUUUUGUUGCAUAAGAAAGUCCAACUUGCUCUGGAUGCUGGGAAGAUCGCGAUUAUACCUGCUGGUAGUGAUGCUGAACGCAAGUGGAAGGUUGUUCUGGUCGACCAGAGUAUCCAAGAGGAGGUCGUCCGUUUAUACAACGACGGCGAUAACUUUGACCGGGAAUGGGUCUCUGUCAGAUGGAAGGUAAGUCCUCUUAUCCAUUUCUGUAUUUCUCUAACGAAGCAGGAAAUGGACGGCCGUGAGCGCAAAUUCCUCACACGAAACCAACCCGCCCGACGCUUCCUAUUCUUCAGAUUCGUCCUGACAUACAUCCAAGCGAAAAUAGCCGGAAAUACCACCUUCACCUCCAUGGUGGAGACAUCCGACGAUCUCUGGGCGUAUCCGGGCCAGUAUCUAGACUUGUCGAUCCGGGCUGUUCUGGCCAGAAACAUUGCAGGGAUUAAGCUCCCGCCUCCAUCACCAAGCACACAUUCGACGACCUUUGGCCCGAUGAAUUUGGUACAUAUCUCGCUGCUCAACUGCGACAGAUAAUAAGAGAAAGCAACAAGCGAUGGGAGGACAGGAAUUCCGAUGAUGAUUCGGAGUUGGAUGAAGAAAGUCAGGAUUGGGUGAUUGUCUAGGGGGGGGAGACACAGAAAUAUGUGCAUCGAUGGGAACACAAGAUACUUAGACUGAUAAUGCUGUUAUCUCCAGAUUCACAUGUGAUGGCCACAGCAUUCCAGUUGCGGAAGGCUGGGAUGGUACAAAAGCGGGGUAUCCAGG
Messenger RNA from Aspergillus wentii DTO 134E9, 1657 nucleotides. Its product is annotated as HNH endonuclease signature motif containing protein. The record is from RefSeq and is a predicted model, not a curated record. NCBI's taxonomy places the organism in Eukaryota, Fungi, Ascomycota, Eurotiomycetes, Eurotiales, Aspergillaceae. Bases 392 to 1426 code for a protein of 344 amino acids. The transcript has a single exon.